GUGGGGCCAAGUCGGCGGCUUUCGGUGUCGGCCUCCGUGCGCGGCGGCCGCGCGCGGUCCGUACACCCGUCGCGGAGCCGCUAUGGGCCCUCCCGGUCCCUGGCAUCGCGCCGCGCGAGCACCGGCUUAUAACCAGGAUUGAAGCUUCAAGAUGUCUGACCAGGACCCUGGGGGCAUUAGCCCCCUGCAACAAAUGGUGGCCUCAGGGGCUGGGGCUGUGGUCACCUCGCUCUUCAUGACCCCUCUUGAUGUGGUAAAGGUCCGUUUGCAGUCUCAGCGCCCCUCUGUAGCCAGCGAGCUGAUGCCUCCCUCCAGGUUCUGGAGCCUCUUCUACACCAAAUCACCCUCCCCUCUCCAAUCCACAGGGAAGUGCCUCCUGUACUGCAAUGGCAUCCUAGAACCAAUGUACCUGUGCCCAAAUGGUACCCGCUGUUCCACCUGGUUUCAAGAUCCUACCCGCUUCACUGGCACCCUGGAUGCCUUUGUGAAGAUUGUAAGGCAUGAGGGCACAAGAACCCUAUGGAGCGGCCUCCCUGCCACACUGGUCAUGACUGUGCCAGCUACAGCCUUCUACUUUACUGCCUACGACCAACUCAAGGCCUUCCUGUGCAGCCGGGCCCUGAUCUCUGACCUCUACGCCCCCAUGGUGGCUGGCGCGCUGGCCCGCAUGGGCACUGUGACCGUGGUCAGCCCCCUGGAACUUCUUCGGACCAAGUUGCAGGCUCAGCAUGUGUCAUACCGGGAGCUAGCCACCUGCGUUCAGGCUGCGGUGGCUAAAGAUGGCUGGCGCUCACUGUGGCUGGGCUGGGGCCCCACAAUCCUUCGAGACGUGCCCUUCUCAGCUCUCUACUGGUUCAAUUAUGAGCUGGUGAAGAGCUGGCUGAAUAGGUUCCGACCAAAGGACCAGACAUCUGUGGGCGUGAGCUUCAUGGCUGGUGGCAUCUCAGGGACAGUAGCUGCCAUCCUGACUCUACCCUUUGACGUGGUGAAGACGCAGCGGCAGGUCGCGCUGGGAGCUGUGGAGGCUGUAAGAGUGAAGCCCCCGAGUGUCGAUUCCACCUGGUUGCUGCUGCGGAGGAUCCGGGCUGAAUCGGGCACCAAGGGCCUCUUUGCAGGCUUCCUCCCCAGGAUCAUCAAGGCUGCACCAUCGUGUGCCAUCAUGAUCAGCACCUAUGAGUUCGGCAAAAGGUUCUUCCAGAGGCUUAACCAGGAGCAGCCUUUGAGCCACUGAAGGAGGCACCAGGAUGCCCCUGCUUUUCCAUAGAUGGGGCAGAAGACUGAGCCAAGUGCCUUUGCCUCAGCACCCCUCCUUUUCCUUCCCUCCCAAGAGCCCCAAGUAGCCUCCCCCUGUUACCUAAGCCAUCCUUAGGCACAGCCCAUUUCCUCUUGUUCCCCUUACGAAGACUGUCACUUCCCCCUCCAAGUUCAAGACCAAAUCUGAAUCUGCCCCAUUUGUCUUCCCUCUGUGUUUGCUGUGGCUGGGCUCCCAGUCCUGUCUGUUCUAGUGUGAAGGCGAUGAUGACCGUC
Molecule: messenger RNA, 1527 nt
Organism: Perognathus longimembris pacificus (Pacific pocket mouse)
Lineage: Eukaryota; Metazoa; Chordata; Mammalia; Rodentia; Heteromyidae
Gene: Slc25a39
Product: solute carrier family 25 member 39
Exons: 12
Coding region: 152-1231 (359 amino acids)
Biological process (GO): mitochondrial transmembrane transport
Source: RefSeq, a predicted model, not a curated record